UGGUGCUACGUGCUUCGAGCUUUGGUGCUAUUGGGAUUUGGUGCCUCGUGCUUUGUCCUUUGUGCUUCGUGCGUGGGGCUACGUGCUACGUGUGCAAGAUUCUACGAGCUACGUGCUACGUGUGCAAGAUUCUACUACCUACGUGCUACGUGUGCAAGAUUCUACGAGCUACGUGCUACGUGUGCAAGAUUCUGCGAGCUACGUCCUACGAAUUUGUCCAACUCCUCUCUUUCUCUCUCGGUGCUAAGUGCUUUGGCGCUACGUCCUUUUUACGAGCUACGUGCUACCGAUUGGUGCAACUCUCUCUCCUCUCUGCUACGUGCCACGUGAACUUGGUGCUUCGUGCUACUUGCUAGGUGAACUUGGUGCUUCGUGAUACGCGCUUUGAGUGCAACCAGGAAUUGGUCUUUACACAUCACAAUCAGGAAGUGGGUACUGCAUUCUUAUUUUGCUCAUCGUUACCUGCUUCCCUCAUGUAAAGACCUGCCAAAAUUCCACGGAAUGCCUUUUUUUUUGGUUUGCCCCCGCCUUCGUGUUCAAAUAAAACUCCCUGAUUCACGCAGGCAGAGCUGCGCUGGUCCGUCUUGUAGGUAAUUAAAGAGAACUGAGAGAGGCCAUUACUGGCCCAAGAGAUCUGGUCCAAUAUGGCCUUACUGGGUAGCUACGUUGGUAGGGGAUUACAGUGGAAACAACACUCGACUUGGGCUGCCCUUUUCCAACAAGAUCACCAUAUUGAGUGGCAGGCCGUCAUUUGAAUCACUGAGUAGAAGGGAGUGUGAAUGCUGAUAGUCUGUCUGUCUCAGUGUCUCCAUGUGGAAGAAGACGAUGCCACAUGGCUUGUUUGGAUGGAUGGACAGGCACAUCACAGAGUGCUCAUAUUGUGAUGUCUUUCGUAAGAGGUCGGCAAACAAGAACAUCCGACGACGACACCAAGGCACGACCAGUGACAAGGAAUCAGUAGAUGGGGAGGAAGGGGAGCAGGAGCAGUGGGGGAAGCAGCAGCAGCAGGAGGAUGAGGAGGGGGAAGAGAAAGAGGAGGAUGCAAUAGAAGUCCCAAAGCCAAAGGCUCAGCGAAGGGGCCUGGCAUUUACUGCAUCUGGACAGGUGAAGAAGGAGAGAAGUUGCUCCCUUUCCACUGCAGGCAAGCAAGAGAACGAGAAGGGUGAACCAGAGGUAAAGAAGGGCGGUUCAUCCUUUGUCUAUGAAUCGGAGCGACGUGUGCAGACUCAUUCUGACAACCGGGCAACUGCCACCCUCGAAACGGAGACAGAGUUUGAUAGAGAUUCUAGAGCCAUACGAGAGAGGGUGCUAAAGCAAGCGCAGGAGGCCCUGUCCAAAGGAGCGACGGAGGACAGCAAGUUUUACCGUGGUCUUCAUGGAUACACUGAUCACAGAGCUGGUAAGUGCUGAAGACCACAUUCAGUUAUCAGGCUGGUGAGUAAUGGAAAAUC
Molecule: messenger RNA, 1451 nt
Organism: Chara braunii
Lineage: Eukaryota; Viridiplantae; Streptophyta; Charophyceae; Charales; Characeae
Source: the annotation of a GenBank genome assembly